Colossoma macropomum (tambaqui) is the source of this 2313-nucleotide messenger RNA. RefSeq names its product heparan sulfate (glucosamine) 3-O-sulfotransferase 2 (gene hs3st2). The coding region runs from base 643 to 1803 and encodes 386 amino acids. The transcript is spliced from 2 exons. Gene Ontology annotation, molecular function: [heparan sulfate]-glucosamine 3-sulfotransferase activity. The record is from RefSeq and is a predicted model, not a curated record. Lineage: Eukaryota; Metazoa; Chordata; Actinopteri; Characiformes; Serrasalmidae.
CAUGAGCGGAGGAGCGGAGGACGCGGGGAGAGCGGAGGAGCCGAAAAAGGAGAAGUGUGCGCCUCUCGGAGCGCGAUGUGUCCACAGUGGAUUAGCGUGUUCGGACGGAGCGAUGUGGCCGAGCAGAGCGAGGGAGUAUCAGAGGAGCGCGCGCGCUUCGCACAGUAACGGCUCGGAGACCCGGCGCAGUCAGAAGUGAGGAGCGAUGAGGAGAGCUGACGAGUUCGCCUCUUUACGACGAAGCGGCGUCGACCUGCAGAGUAGGCAGAACACGGAAAAGUGGCUUUGUUUCACAACUUGAGCAGUUUUUAAAGAGCGACGCUAGCUGAACUAGCCUGUGUGUCUAUUUUUUUCAAAAAAAAAAAAAAAUAAAUAAAAUAAAUUCCUGUCAGGAAACGACGUAAAAUGUUGUGCUGUGAGUUUCACCGCGCUGUUAAAGGCUGCACGAGCCGGACUCGUUUGUCAACAAAAGUCGUUCCUGUCAGGAAAUGGCGUUACAGCGCUGAAGCUCCGAGUUGUUUCGCCGUCAGGGAGUGAGUGAGUAAGUGAGUGAGUAAGGGGAGCUGGGCUUGAUGGGGGAAAUCGCCACGGUCCCAGAAAAACUCGGAGCGAAAAACAUGCCGUCUUUGACCCCAUGGAGACAUGGCAUAUAGGGUCCUGUCCAGCCGCAUCGUGCCGCCCUCCAACAAGUUGAGCAGAAGGUUCAUUUUCGUGUUCACGCUCUCGCUCUCCUUCACCUAUCUAUGCUACAGCGUGCUCUUCUGCUCGGGCACCGUCAUGCCGAGGCUGCACGGCUUUGAGGAGCACGGCUGCGUGCGCGUGGAGAGCGCCGGGGCCAAAAAGCUGCUGCAGAAGGCGCCUUUCUGCGCCGCGGAAAGCGCUCAGAGCGGCCCGGACGUGGCGCUUCCUCGCAGCGAGGCGGCGAGUCCCGCGCGCAACCAGAGCGGAAGGCGCACGGCGGCGCAGAGCGCGCGCCCCGACGCCGCGCGCUCCAAAGCGGGCAACAGCACGAGCGCGCAGCGCUACGGCAACAAGAAGUUACCGAACGCGCUGAUCGUGGGCGUGAAGAAGGGGGGCACGAGGGCCGUGCUGGAGUUCAUCCGCAUCCACCCGGACGUGCGCGCGGUGGGCACCGAGCCGCACUUCUUCGACAGAAACUACGACAAAGGCUUGGACUGGUACAGAGGCCUAAUGCCACGCACACUGGACAGCCAAAUCACCAUGGAGAAAACGCCGAGCUACUUCGUGACACGGGAGGCUCCGCGACGCAUCGCCAGCAUGUCCCAUGAGACCAAACUCAUCGUGGUGGUGCGGAACCCAGUGACACGAGCCAUCUCAGAUUACACUCAGACGCUGUCCAAAAAGCCUGACAUCCCCAGCUUUGAGGAACUAGCGUUCAAGAACAGGAGCCAGGGGGUGGUGGACACUUCGUGGAACGCUAUCCGCAUCGGCAUGUACAUCCUGCACCUGGAGAACUGGCUGCAAUAUUUCCGGCUCUCGCAGAUCCACUUUGUGAGCGGGGAGCGGCUCAUUACAGACCCGGCUGGCGAACUGGGCCGUGUGCAGGACUUCCUGGGCCUCAAACGCAUCAUCACGGACAAGCACUUCUACUUCAACCGAACAAAAGGCUUCCCUUGUCUGAAGAAGCCCGAGAGCAGCAGCCUUCCCCGCUGCCUCGGCAAGUCCAAGGGCAGGACGCACGUGCAGAUCGACCAGGAGGUCAUUGAGCAACUGCGAGACUUUUAUAGGCCUUUCAAUGUAAAGUUUUACGAAAUGGUAGGACACGACUUCAGAUGGGACUGACAGGGGUGGGCAGGGGAGGUCAAGGGGAGACCCUGUGUGGAAAGCGCUUCGCUUUGUUAAGCGAUGAAUGAGUCAUCCAAUCAGAUCUGCCAAUCAAGGCUGGUUUUAUCCGGUCCAUAGUUGGUCGAUGCAGAAAAUGGAAACAGAAAAACCUCAAAGGACACCCUAAACCAAUUAAGACCAAAUGCUCUUAGGAUAUUAAAAUAGCUUAUAAGCUUACUGAACGAUUAAAAAACGCAGGCGAAAUCCAAAGGUGUUCGUACUGUAGCUCGAGAGACUCUGCCUUUCACUUGAAAUCCUUUAAUACCUUUAGAACAGAUGAUGGUUCAUUAAAUCAAGAGAAUAACUGAGAAGCUGUCAUUCAAUCUCAGAGUAUUUGUCAUGCACAGCACUGUGUCUGUUCACUGUUACUAUUUAAAAUACAAAACCGUGUCAAUCAUCUUGAUAUGAAAUUGAAACCUGAGCAGCAUACAGUGACUAUUGAGGUGUGUCAUUACAUUUCAUACAAUG